UUUACAAGUUACUGAUUUCAAGAGGAAGAGUCGCUCGGACUGACACGGUGCUGAAUUUUAUGGAUUACACACGUCAGACAUUGGAUUAAUUUAUACCUUUUUUUAAUCGUCAUGCGGAUCCAAGAGAAAGACCUUUAACAGACACUGUGCAAACUUUGAAAGAUUUCAAAUCAUGCCAUCUAAAACUGCAAAGAGCUCCACUGCCUCCUCCAAGAAAAGAGGGAAAGGGUCGCAGCCUCGGGAUGACUCCGAAGACGAUCUGGAUGUUCCCCCUCAAGAAACCAACUCCAAUGGCCAGAAGGAGGCACCGCUGACAACUGAUCCUUCUCAAGGAGAAGCUGCUGAGGCGAUCGAUAGUCGAAGUUUGGAGGAAAUUCUCUGUAGCAUCCCUCCAUCCCCGCCCCCAGCAAUGACCAAUGAGCCAGGCGCUCCUCGCUUGAUGAUCACGCAUUUAGUUAAUCGCAACUUUAAAUCUUAUGCAGGGGAGCAGAUUUUGGGGCCUUUCCACAAGCGCUUUUCCUGCAUCAUUGGUCCAAAUGGAAGUGGGAAGUCCAAUGUGAUAGAUUCAAUGCUCUUUGUGUUUGGGUACAGAGCUCAAAAGAUCAGGUCAAAAAAGCUCUCUGUGCUGAUUCACAGCUCUGAUAAACACAAAGAUGUGCAGAGCUGUACUGUGGAGGUGCAUUUUCAAAAGAUAAUUGACAAGGAAGGAGAUGACUACGAAGUCAUCCCCAACAGCAAGUUCUAUGUUUCCAGAACUGCCAACAAAGAUAAUUCAUCAGCCUACUACAUCAAUGGCAAGAAAGCCACUUUCAAGGAUGUGGGGAUUUUACUCCGAAGCCAUGGUAUUGACCUAGACCACAACAGAUUUCUGAUCCUACAGGGUGAGGUGGAGCAGAUUGCCAUGAUGAAGCCUAAAGGCCAGACAGAACAUGAUGAGGGCAUGUUGGAGUAUUUGGAGGAUAUUAUAGGGUCUUGUCGCCUCAAGGAACCUAUUCAAACGCUUUCUCGCCGCAUUGAACUUCUGAAUGAGCAGAGAGGGGAGAAGCUAAACCGAGUGAAGCUCGUAGAAAAGGAGAAGAAUGCUUUAGAGGGAGAAAAGAACAAAGCAGUUGAGUUUCUCAGUCUUGAGAAUGACAUCUUCAAACAUAAAAGCCAGCUUUGCCAAUAUUAUACAUAUGACCUACAAAAGCGUGUUGUGGAUAAAGAGGAAGAGCGGCAGAAAAUUGUAGAUGACAACAAAGGACUGGCUGAGAAGAAUGCAAAGAUAUCAGAAGAGAUGCAGAAAAAGAAUGAAGAGCUUAAAAAUGUGGAGAAGAAAUACAGCCUGCUCUGUCCCAUCCUGUACAGGCGGUUGGUGUGGGUUGUCCAGUCCAUUUGCUGUCCAUCCACAGCCCAAGGGACUGUUGUGCUGGAGGAAGUGCGCGGCAUUCCUGCCAGCAGUGAAAAGGCCAUCUCUGAGGCAACUGCUCAAAAGGAAGAGCUGGAGAAGCACAGAGUGAAAGAAGAGGAGAAGCUUAAGGAGGUGAUGGAGAGUCUAAAGGAAGAGACCAGUGGCUUGCAACAGGACAAAGAGACCAAAGAGAAAGAGUUGAUGGAGCUCAGUAAAGUAGUAAAUGAGACUCGUUCACGGAUGGACCUAGCCCAGUCAGAGCUUGACAUCUACAUGAGUCGCCAUAACACAGCUCUGACACAGCUCAACACUGCUAAGCAGACACUUCAGACCACCUCUGACACACUACGAGAGCGCCGUGCUGCCAUCAAAGACCUGGAAUUCAAAAUACCCAAGCAUGAAAAGGAGCUUAAGAAGGAUGAAGUGGAGUUGGAGCAACUGAUGAAUGUAGAUAAUGAGACCAAGGAAGCAGUGAAGGAAAUGAGGCAAAAAGUUGAAGAAGCUAAGAGCUCUCUGUCUUCAAACCGCAGUCGUGGAAGGGUACUGGAUGCACUCAUGCAUCAGAAGAAGAGUGGCAGAAUCUCCGGCAUCUUCGGAAGACUGGGGGACCUUGGAGCCAUAGAUGAGAAAUAUGAUGUGGCUAUUUCUUCGAGCUGUGGUGCUCUUGACAACAUUGUGGUUGACACAAUUGACACAGCUCAGAAAUGCGUCACCUUUCUCAAAAACCAAAACAUCGGUGUUGCUACCUUUAUUGGCCUUGACAAGAUGAAGGUGUGGGAGAAGAACAUGGCUCCGAUUCUCACUCCAGAGAAUAGCCCUCGUCUCUUUGACAUGGUGCGGGUGAAAGAUGAAACCGUUCGACCAGCUUUCUAUUUUGCUUUAAGAGACACCUUGGUGGGCCAGGACAUGGAGCAGGCCACACGACUGGCCUUCCAGAAAGAUAAGCGAUGGAGAGUGGUCACUCUAAAGGGGCAGAUAAUUGAGAUGGCAGGAACCAUGACUGGAGGAGGAAAAGUACUGAAGGGCAGGAUGGGCUCAUCUAUUUGUACUGAGGUUUCCCAAGAGGAGCUGGACCGUAUGGAGAGUAAGCUAAAUGAAAGGGUGUCAAAGCUGCAGGGCUGUCAAGAGAAAAAACUCCAGUUAGAGGAGAGAGUCCAGCAACUUAGGCCACAGCUCCGAGACAUGAAGAACACCCAGGAAAAAUAUACCAACAGCAUGACAAGUUUAGCUGAGCAAGAGAGUCACUUGAAACUUCAAAUCAAGGAACUUGAGGCCAACGUGUUGGCUGCUGCCCCAGACAAGGCCAAGCAAAAACAGAUGGAAAAAAUCCUUGAGGCUUUCAAGAAAGACUUUGAGGUAGCUUCCAAUAAGGCCGGAAAAGUGGAAACUGAGGUGAAAAGGCUCCAUAACUUGAUUGUGGAUAUCAAUAGCCACAAGCUAAAGUCUCAGCAGGACAAACUAGACAAGGUCAAUAAGGAACUGGAUAACUGCUGCUCCACUAUUACCAAGGCUCAAGUGGCCAUAAAGACGGCUGAUCGUAACCUGAAAAAGUGUGAGGAGAGUGUGAAACGUGUACAGAGUGAGCUGGAGGAUAAUGAAAAGUCAAUCGCUGAGCUGACGGAACAGCUGAAGAAACUGGAAGAUGAGGCUGGUGAGAUCAUGAAGUCCUGUCAGGAGGCUGAGGCCGCACUACCGGAGAUGCAGGAGCAGUAUCAGGGGGUGCUGAAGGAAAUUAAAGUUCUGCAGCAGGAGGAACACACACUGCAGGAGCAGUCUCUCAGCGUACGACUUCGUGUUGAACAGAUUGAUGCCAACAUCACUGAACACAACAGCAAGAUAAAACACUGGCAGAAAGAGUCAUCCAAGUUGUCCCUUCACUCCAUUGAUGACAAGCCAGCAGAGGAACUUCUGGUGUUUACUCCUACUGAUUUGGAUGAAAUGGGAAACCCCAACAUCAUUAUCAACAAGAUAACAAAGUUAGAGGCACAGUGUGCUCAGAUGAAGCCGAAUCUGGGAGCCAUUGCUGAGUACAAGAAGAAGGAGGAGCUGUACCUGCAGCGUGUGGCCCAACUGGAUGAGAUCACUGCAGAGAGGGACAGAUUCAAACGUGGCUAUGAAGACCUGCGCAAACAACGCCUCAACGAGUUUAUGACUGGAUUCAACAUGAUCACAAACAAGCUGAAGGAAAACUACCAAAUGCUGACAUUAGGGGGCGAUGCAGAGCUGGAGCUUGUGGACAGUUUAGACCCUUUUUCGGAAGGUAUCAUGUUCAGUGUGCGUCCUCCAAAGAAGAGCUGGAAGAAGAUCUUUAACCUGUCGGGAGGAGAGAAGACGCUCAGUUCUUUGGCACUGGUCUUUGCUCUUCAUCACUAUAAGCCCACGCCGCUCUACUUCAUGGAUGAGAUAGAUGCUGCACUUGACUUCAAGAAUGUCUCCAUUGUGGCCUGUUACAUUUAUGAGCAAACCAAGAACGCUCAGUUCAUUAUCAUCUCCUUGAGGAACAACAUGUUUGAGAUCGCUGAUCGUCUCAUUGGCAUCUACAAAACACACAACACCACCAAGAGUGUCGGAAUCAACCCCAAGACCAUUGUGUUCAAAGAGCACGGUGCCAUCACUGUAUAGACCUUCAAGCAGAAUUGUGAUUUUAUUUUUUGUUUCAACCAAUAAAUGUUUUUUUUUUUAUCAAAACUGUAUCUUCUCCUUAAUCUUAAAGUUACACUGAAACAAU
Thalassophryne amazonica is the source of this 4118-nucleotide messenger RNA. It is a transcript of the gene smc4, whose product is annotated as structural maintenance of chromosomes 4. The coding region runs from base 173 to 4012 and encodes 1279 amino acids. The transcript is spliced from 25 exons. Gene Ontology annotation, cellular component: chromosome. Lineage: Eukaryota; Metazoa; Chordata; Actinopteri; Batrachoidiformes; Batrachoididae. Gene Ontology annotation, molecular function: ATP hydrolysis activity; ATP binding; protein binding. Gene Ontology annotation, biological process: mitotic chromosome condensation. The record is from RefSeq and is a predicted model, not a curated record.